Molecule: messenger RNA, 1377 nt
Organism: Amorphotheca resinae ATCC 22711
Lineage: Eukaryota; Fungi; Ascomycota; Leotiomycetes; Helotiales; Amorphothecaceae
Exons: 3
Coding region: 226-1377 (383 amino acids)
Molecular function (GO): hydrolase activity
Source: RefSeq, a predicted model, not a curated record
CUCUAAUGAAGAUUAUUACCCAAUUCAGUAGUACUAUGAGAAGUGAAAGAGGUAUAAAAACACACCACCAAUGAGUAAAAACCAAAGACCUGCGCCAGUCUAGAUUCCCUCGCCCCCGGAUUCGUAUAUCGAUACUUUAAUAUCACGAGCCUCGGAGAUCUAACAACAGUAUAAACCCUCGGUUACUGCUUCCUCGACAGUGCCACCCUUCACGGACAUCCUCUUAUGAGUGGCUGCAAUCCGGAUCCUUUUGCUUGUCUGUACAUGAAAGUCUCGGUAUGGAGGGCUCUGAUGGCCGUGGGAAUGAAGUUCCACCACUUCGCCCAGCCUAAACCUCCCUCCCCUGACUUCGAGAUCACCAUCCCCUCUAGGCUCUCCACGGGUAGAGGCACUUUCAAGCUGGUCUUCUACGUCCCUCUAUCCUACUUCGACCCAGAUGGAACAGACGAUGCACGAUGGGCUUCAUCAGUAAUCCAUGAAACUGGUGCCGUCGUCGUUAGUGUGGCCUAUCGCCUCGCGCCCGAAUACCCCUUCAGCGUCGGAGUCGAAGAUGGGACAGACGCUAUUAUCUUCCUCGCAUCUUACGCCAAGGAGCUGAACCUGGAUCCCCACCGCAUAGCCAUCUCUGGCUUCUUAGCAGGAGGAAACUUUGCAUUUACGGUUCCCCUCAUGUUCGGCGCCCGCGUGGCUCAGUCCUACCCUUUAAGCUCUUCACUCAGUUUACCUCGUUCUAAUGCCACCUGUUUGAUGGUGUUUGGCCACCCUAGAAUCAAAUUUAAGGAUCGGGAACCGGCCGCGCUGGAAACGGCCCUGAAGGUUCCCAAUCUAACAAUCGUCUGCAUCGUAUCCUUCUACCCGUUGGUGGAUUUCCGGCAAUCGCGUGAAGACAAACGUUUGACGAAUCCGCAACCGGCAAAGAAUAUCCCCAAAACCCUCACCAAUCUCUUCGAUCAAUCUUAUCAAUCCGGGUGCGAUCUCACAGAUCCCUACCUCUCCCCCGCAGCCGCAUCCGACGACCUCCUCGCAGCUGCGUAUCCCCAAGAUAUCGUGCUUUAUACCUGCGAAUAUGAUAUGUUGAAUGCGGAGGGUGUGAAAUUUGGCGAGAGACUCAAAGGGGAGGGUGUAGGGAAGACAGCCCAUGGCGGUUUGAUUAAGGAAGUACCACACGCAUUCGACAAGAAACCAAAUCCGAUUUCAUUUCCAAAAUCGGCGCAUUUUUGUUAUGCGGAGGCUUGCGCGGAACUGAGCAGAGUGUUUGGAAGCAAAACCUCGGCAGAUCAACAGAAGCAAUUGCAGGAUGAUCUGACCGCGAUUAGGUUCCAGAGCGAAGUGGAAGGGGAUACAGUUCCUGAGGAGGGUCUGACAAAAACAUUAUAG